CACGCCCACUGAAACAGCUGCUUCUGCCCGCUCUGUAGUGCUUUUAAUCGUGCGUAAAUCAUUGAGUUCGUUUGUUUUUCUAUAUUUUGCAGCGUACCAAGAGGUGCCAAGCGAAUUUAGCCGAAAUAUUCGUACCAGAAAUCACUGACGAAGCUCUGAUUUCUUUGAACGAAUAGAAAACGUCUUGCAGUUCUCCAGUCGAGUUGUCAUGGCCCAUAAAAAAUUAGACGAUUACACGGAGGAUGAUUUGAGACAGGAUCAGCCCAUCACCAGCCUGAAAAUCCUGGUCAUCGGUGAGAGCAACGUCGGAAAAUCCAGCCUUAUGAACCGUUUCAUCGAUGACACCUUUGACCCGAACAUGGCCAACACGAUCGGCGUAGACUACCGCAGUCGAGUGGUCAAUGUCGACGGACAAACCGUGCAGUUAGGCAUAUGGGACACGGCCGGGCAGGAGCGGUUUCGCACACUGACGCCAACGUACUACCGCAACGCGCAAGGGGCCGUCAUCGUGUACGACGUGACUAGGAGACAGACCUUUGAGAGGGUGGAGCAGUGGCUGCAGGAGCUCGACGCCUACGUCAACCGGACAGACGUGGUCAAAAUGAUCGUGGGAAACAAAACUGAUCUUAAAAACCGAGAGGUGAGCCGUGAGGAGGGACAGCAGCUCGCCAGACGACAUUCAACGCUCUUCAUCGAGGCCAGCGCCCUUGAAAACGAUAAUGUUCAAGUCUGCUUUGAAGAUCUUGUCUACCAUAUUUUGCAAACGCCUGGUUUGUGGGAAGCGCGAGUGCAGCCGGGCCGCAUCCAGCUGGGAGAUAACAAUCCGUCGCUAUCCGAAAUGACGUGGAACUGCAUCAGCCCGAACUGCAGCCUGCUGUAAGCGAGACAGACUAUCUGAGAGAGCAACCAAGUUACCCUCAAAUCACGUGCUUACGAACUGUGUUUUAAAAAGUAAAUUUCGGGGGAUGUGAUAUAUUAAA
Cloeon dipterum is the source of this 980-nucleotide messenger RNA. RefSeq names its product ras-related protein Rab-18-B-like. Gene Ontology annotation, molecular function: GTP binding; GTPase activity. The coding region runs from base 209 to 880 and encodes 223 amino acids. NCBI's taxonomy places the organism in Eukaryota, Metazoa, Arthropoda, Insecta, Ephemeroptera, Baetidae. The record is from RefSeq and is a predicted model, not a curated record. Gene Ontology annotation, biological process: vesicle-mediated transport. The transcript is spliced from 6 exons.